This is a messenger RNA of Mesocricetus auratus (golden hamster), 1582 nucleotides long. It is a transcript of the gene Tfpi2, whose product is annotated as tissue factor pathway inhibitor 2. Gene Ontology annotation, cellular component: extracellular region. Bases 114 to 803 code for a protein of 229 amino acids. The transcript is spliced from 5 exons. The record is from RefSeq and is a predicted model, not a curated record. Gene Ontology annotation, molecular function: serine-type endopeptidase inhibitor activity. Lineage: Eukaryota; Metazoa; Chordata; Mammalia; Rodentia; Cricetidae. Gene Ontology annotation, biological process: negative regulation of peptidase activity.
CUUUUGUGCUCCGCCCAGUCGGGGGUCGAGGGAUGGUCGUCGCCUGCUUAAAGGCGCUUAAAGGCCGCUCCUCUGCGAGCGAGGGCGACUAGAGCUCUCCUCCACCAGGCACUAUGGACCCUGCUACGCCCCUGCCGCUGUGGCUUCUGCCUCUGCUUCUGGUGGGCUCCGCUCGCGGUCUCGCUUCAGCAUUCGCCCAAGGGAGUAAUUUAGAGAUCUGCCUCUUGCCCUUGGAGAAGGGACCUUGUCGGGCCCUCAUCCCCAGGUUCUACUAUGAUAGGAACAAGCAGACAUGCCGAGAAUUCAAGUACGGAGGCUGCCUGGGCAACGCAAACAAUUUCCACAGUCAGAAACUCUGUGAACACACUUGCGGAAAUAUCGAGAAAGUUCCUAUGGUUUGUCGGUUAGAACUCCAAACGUAUCCAUGUGGUAAACCCAACGUGCAGUAUUUCUUCAACCUGAAUACCAUGACAUGUGAAGCCCUUCAGCCUGAUCUGUGUAGCACAACUCUGAACAUAUUCCCUGAUGAAGAGACUUGUAAGAAAUUCUGUGAACCAAGGAAAUUUCCAUCAUUUUGCUCCAGUCCAAAAGAUGAAGGCCUUUGUGCUGCCAAUGUGACACGCUAUUAUUAUAAUUCAAGAAACAAGGCCUGUGAAACCUUCACCUACACUGGCUGUGGUGGGAAUGAAAAUAACUUUUAUUACCUGGAUGAUUGCGACCGUGCUUGCAUUAAAGGCUCAAAGAAGUCAAAGAAAAGGAAGACGGGAAGUGGUUUCAGAAUCAGAAGAAAGCCCAGACACUGAGAACCAUGUUUCUAAGCAUUCUUACACUUGAGGAGGCAAAUCAUUAGUCAUUUGCUCAUAUGAUUUUACUGAUGUGCUACUUUUGUUAGCCUGUGUACUUUUAUUCAUAACAAACAGCUUUCCAAAUGUGAAAUACACUUUUUAUUGUACUACUCAAAUGUUUAAGUGACUGAAUCCUUUCAGUUAUCAAAUAUAAAUGUGAACAUGAUUCACCAAAUUCUUGGGGUGGUUAGCCCUACCUUCAGAAGACAGUGGUUGCUAAAGUUACAUAAGACAAUAUAAUUGUGGAGUUUUAACGUAUAUGAGAAUCAACAAUAAUAGCAAAAAUAUUUCUUUGCAAACUUCAAUGUUUGGAUUAUAUUUUAGGCUACAAGAGACAAGUUACUGAUUUAUGAACACUUUAAACAAUCAGUCUAAUAUUAUUACUUAUACCUUGUCAAGUGUACUUCCAUUCCAACCUUGUCAUAUUACAAUAUGAUUAUGAAGGGCAGUUAUUUCAAACUUAUAAUUAUUAUUGGAUGUAUUAAAAAUGUGGGUGAACUUAUGAAAACAUAAACAUUUUCCUAGAAAAAAUCAUUACAUAUGCAAUUAUAUGACUGUUUAUUUUUCCAUACCUGACAAGCUACCUAUCUUUUUGACAAUGUGUGUUGGAUUAUUUCCUCAGACAAAAUGUUUUAGAGAACAAUGACAUUACCAGAUCCUGUGUACCUGUAAGAUGCAUGUAUGAUUUGGUAACUUGAAUUUCACAAAUAAAUUAUUUGUAAAAGUUGUUAUUAUAA